GUGUCAUACCUUCAGUAAGUUGAGUUAAAUCAGCACUUUCCACUGAAUUGAGGACCAUAACCAUGCACUGACCGAACCAGCCAGGAUAUCCUGUCCUAGGCACGAAGAUAAAAGGGAUGAGUGCACGUCUGCCUCUGUCCUGAACUCCCGAUCUUCCUCCAGACCUGCUUCGCCUAUUACAACAUGACGGCCCCUCCUUCCCAGGUGCCCCAGCCAUUUCAGGUUUCCGAAUCCAAGCUUCACCGCCGGUAUUUUCGCGUCCCAAAAAACCAAGAAGACCUUCUUAACCGAUCAGAUGCCUGGUCUACCAGGGGUUUUGCCAAUGUUCCAACUGAGGUCCUGCAAAACCUGAAGGACUUUCAUUCCCAGAAGGCAAGGGUACCGCCCCAGCCUAGGCCAUCAGCCAGCUUACCAGGCAGGCACGAUGGGUUGGGAAACGGCUUAUCCCAAGCAGAAGAAGACUUGGGGGAUCCAGCUAGUGAUGACAGCCACUCGCUGACUUCAUGGUCAACAUCCUGUGAGCCAGAGCCCCGGGUGUCCCCUGAAGCUCAAGGACUGCCGUCUGCCUCUCGGAAUCGACAAUCUCGUUCGCCAGGACUUCCCAUGGCUGUGUCUAAGGCUGUUGCUCGGACAUCAAUUAUGGACCACCCUUUCCCAUCCAGCAGCAUUGGAUCGGAUGGCGAGAUCGAGGUCGAGCCUCCGCGGGCAAUCACAGACGUCGCAGACAUCGCAGACCCCGUCAAGAGGCUUUUGCAGGCAACUCAUCCACAGCCCGUCCCUCCCUCUGCACAGGUCCAGGUCGUCCCUUGCACCUACAAUCACCAGAGCAGCCCUAUGAAGCCACCUGAGCUGCUAGGACACCAGUCGAAACGUCGACGCAUGAAACCACUUCCCUUUGGCAGCUCCCAGUCUAACCUGGACACGCCACCUCGACCCGCCACAACUGAGAUUGGCCCCAUGACACUGUCCCUGGAAACCCGUACCUCGACUUCGACAUUCUCUUCCUCCAAUGCUGGGACGGCCGACCUAAUCACGUAUCAGCUGGCUCCGGCAGUGCAGCCCUUGACCAAACGGAAAUAUGCAUUGAUUGGAAGCGAUCAAGGAGAGACCGACGUUGAUGACCCAGAAAUUGGCCACGAGGCGUCGAGUAAUUUGGAAAAUCUGCCACCAAACGGCCCAGCUUCUCAAGUGCCGUUCACGGCUUUCACUGUCCAAUACCCCGAGUACACGGGGAGUCUUGGAGACUUCAUCAAAGCCAUAAUUUGUAUCCAGGACCUCCAACAGAAUCGAGCCUUACCGGAAUUCCUCUAUGACGACUUCAUCCGCGUCUUCUCGGAAGACUAUUUGGACUACAUUGGGAAGUUGGACGAUACGUCCAAAGCUCUCACCGCUAAUCAGUGGUAUAAUGAAAAUGUCCAACAACCAUUAUACACCGGUGGCAUCAUCACCCGGAGCACUCUGAAGAAUGCCGUGGAGUCGUACCCCGAUGAGUUCCGCUCAGUUCGUCGCUCGCUUGGCGGAACUAGGCGUUCAAAUGAGCCUUCUGUGUUGGGAAUCGACGUCACCGGCAAUGAUGACCUAUCACAAGCAAUGGACGUCCUGGAAGGCGUUGGGGAGCACAGUUCGGACCCGAUUGAAUCGACCGAAGCCCCUUGGCCUUCAAACAGAUCCCCCAGUCUGUCGAGGCGGCGAGGCGAAGUCGUUCAUACCACAUCCUACCAGGCAGACAGAUCGCCGGAGAUUACAUCCACCAGGCCAGAUCAGCAUUAUGGCCAGAACCAUGACCAGCACCCUGACCCACGUCAAGUUUCCCGCAAGGAUAUAUCACCAAAGAUAAUGUCGCAAGUCGCACCUGAAAUUGGCCAGAGUGGUGGUCUCUCGUCGCCGCCUCUACAAGAGCACCCUACCCCAAUGGCCGCGACCGCAGCGGCAUACGCGAGGUCAGAGAGUAUUCCCGAAACGGCUGUCAAGCCAAAGGCGCCACCUCGACUCUCUCUCGGCUCAGCAAAGUCAUCCCGGUCACAAAGAUCAACAGCGUCCAAGUUUGCAAACGAGGAUCCAGCCAGCCGGAGUGCGCGUUUCAAGAAAUUCUUGAAGAAGCGGGAGAAGCAUCUGCAGAGCUCUGCUCCCCCCAGCUCGUUCGCAGGUUAGAUGCCCGAAAGGAGGAAUGCGGAUUUCGGACUCGGUCGGGUGGCCCAUGGCGGCCGCAGCCCUAGCAGGUACUGAGGGAAAGAUACGGCAUUAGACCUGUAUACGAUCUAUGGCAGUGCUACGAGCAGGAUGAUACCCUAGAUGGCUGCAAUGGUAAUUUCGUACUCUGGAAGAUGGUUCGAGUUCCAAGAUUAGGUGGAGCGGCUUGAAGAACGGAUUCAACUGUGCAUACCUGUUUGGUUACUCAUCUGAGAGGGCAUCUUCCCCCCCCUUAUUGCUCCCCUGCGCUGAACUAUGAGACGUCAUAAUGUCCCGCGCAGCCUGUGGCAGCUCCCUCGAUUUCAAUGCAGCCCCAAACCCUAAGUUUCUCCCUCCUAGCUCCUCACCCUGCGGUCUCCAAAGCCUUCCUCCUCUCCUCCUCCUCUGGCGUCAUCGUACGCAGCUGAAGUGCAUGUAUGCCGCCUUCACGGGCCAUCUCAUCUUUGAGCAAGGAAUAU
Messenger RNA from Phialemonium atrogriseum, 2648 nucleotides. RefSeq lists its product as uncharacterized. The transcript has a single exon. NCBI's taxonomy places the organism in Eukaryota, Fungi, Ascomycota, Sordariomycetes, Cephalothecales, Cephalothecaceae. Bases 184 to 2151 code for a protein of 655 amino acids. The record is from RefSeq and is a predicted model, not a curated record.